AGCCCACCCUCCUUCCUGCGUCAAACAGUGUCCUCCACACCCAGCUUAUCCUGCCAUCCAUCCUUCGACCUCGAGAAGGUCAACACCCGUCGACGUCCGUCCGCAAAUGGGUCCUCGGUACCACUGAGAAGAACAUCUUCUCCUCUGCCAUCCGAACCUCUCAGCCGCUCGAGCGCGAAAGCCUUCCGAAGGAUCGCCAAAUUUCAUCCAUUGUUUAGCGGUUUUCCACCCCAGGUCGGAGAAAAUGGCAGCCAUUCCAUCCGGCGGUUCCCUCGUCGCCACUCACGAUUACUACAGAAGGCGCAUCGGGUCCACCUCCAGCAGCAGCUCAUGUAGCAGCGCGGAAUACUCAGGAGAGGUCAUACCGCACCACCCUGGACUUCCCAGGCAAGACUCGGGCCACUGGUGGACCUCCUUUUUCUUUGCAAAACCCACACCCGAAAGCCAAAAAAACGGGAUCUACACAGUGGGCAAUGGUCAGGUGACCUGCGUGGCCAGGGAAAUGCUGCUCAAGCGCCAAGUGAGCGAGAGCAGCGACACGGUUAAGCCAGACGCCCCCGCUCCCCCCCAGCCGCCCGCCACCUCUUCCUAAAGCCCCGCCCCCUUGGCGCCGACUUGCCGUCACCUUCCAGACGGAGAUGGCGGCGCCGACGACCACCACCUAUUACGCUAAAUACAUUUGCUUUUUUUCUUGUAUAGUUUUCAUUUGUAUGACGACCAAAAAACGACAUGUUUUUCAUCCAUUUCUUUGUGGUUUCUCAUCAUUGCGGAUACAAAUAAAAUAAAAUAAAAAUCCAGCAUU
This is a messenger RNA of Corythoichthys intestinalis (scribbled pipefish), 802 nucleotides long. Its product is annotated as pancreatic progenitor cell differentiation and proliferation factor A-like. The transcript has 5 exons. NCBI's taxonomy places the organism in Eukaryota, Metazoa, Chordata, Actinopteri, Syngnathiformes, Syngnathidae. Gene Ontology annotation, biological process: multicellular organism development; cell differentiation. The record is from RefSeq and is a predicted model, not a curated record. The coding region runs from base 245 to 592 and encodes 115 amino acids.